AUGGACGUUUCAAGUCCCAGGACUGAAACUUCAUCAAUGGAGCCUAGUUCCAAGCUUUUCUGCUGCAGAUCCGUGAGGCGUUGCAUCCCUCUGGUAUAUAGACAGGAGCUCUACCACAUCCUGUGCAUGACUGGACCCCUGGUUGCAUCGCGCAUUCUGAAUUAUCUCCUGCCAUUUGUCAUAACAAUGUUUUGCGGUCGCCUGGGAAACAGUGUGCUGGCUGGUUAUGGAAUGGCCUCAGCUACGAUAAACAUAACAACUGCAGCUACAGGUGGAGGUCUUGCAUUGGCGGCUGACACCCUUAUCUCUCAGACCUACGGUGGGAAGAACCUGCGCCGUGUUGGCAUCAUCUUGCAGAGGAGUGUCCUGAUCCUCCUGAUCUUCUGUUUGCCCUGUUGGGGUCUGCUCAUCAACACCCAGCCCCUCCUCCUGCUGCUGGGUCAAGAUCCAGAGGUGGCCAGGAUAGCUCAACUCUAUGUGGUUUAUUACCUGCCAGCAGUUCCAGCUAUGUUUUUGCAUCAGCUGCAAGUAGCCUAUCUCCAGAACCAGGGAGUGAUUCUGCCUCAGAUGUAUGCAGCCAUUGCAGCCAACAUUGCAAAUGUGGUGACAAACUACAUCCUUCUGAACUGGUUGGACCUUGGGUUAUAUGGAUCUGCUGCUGCCAAUACCAUAUCUCAGGUCUAUAUUUGUGUUUUCCUCUAUUUAUAUAUUCGCUGGAAGAAGCUCCAUGUUGAAACAUGGGGAGGCUGGUCAUGUGGCUCUCUGCAGGAGUGGGAUGGAUAUAUGAAACUGGCCAUCCCCAGUACCAUGAUGCUCUGCUUUGAGUGGUGGAUUUAUGAGGUUGGAGGAUUCUUAGCAGGCAUGCUAGGAGAGUUGGAUCUGGCAGCUCAGCAUGCAGUCAUUAUGCUGGCUUUUAUAAACUACAUGUUUCCAUUAGGGAUUCAAGGUGCGGCGUGUGUACGUGUGGGUAAUGCACUCGGAGCAGGAGAUACGGCCGGAGCGAUCCGCACCAGCAAGGUGUCCCUCAGCUGCACAGCUGCCUUGGCUGUUUUGCAAGGUCUUGUGCUUGCAUCAACAAAAACUGUGAUUGGUUUCUUAUUUACAUCAGACGGGCAUAUUGUGGCACUCGUCUCCAAACUCUUGAACAUCUAUUGUGUGCUUCAGUUCUUUGAUGGUCUUGUUUGUGUCAGCAUGGGUAUUCUGUUGGGUUCAGGGCAGCAGAAGAUUGCAGCUGUAGCUAAUUUCUUUGGGUAUUACUGCAUUGGACUUCCACUUGGCACCUCGCUCAUGUUUGCUGUGAAACUAGAUGUUGUUGGCUUUUGGCUGGGACUUCUCAUUUGCGUAUGUGUGCAGUCCAGUUUUUUCAUUGCAGUCAUUUUUAAGAUCAACUGGGAGCGAGUGACCAAAGAGGCAGUGGAAAGAGCUGGAAAGCGUAAAAUCCCUGCAAUGUCAACUCCGGAUAGUCUCACAGCGAGACACAGAGAGAAUGGGGAUGAGUACAUGAGCAUGAACUCGAGUGAUCAGAACGAGGAGCCAGACGUGGAGGAAAAGCUCUCUACCGCUCAGCUGAUCCUCAGGAGGGGUCUGACCACCCUCGCUGCUCUUCUUAUCCUUGCUGUAGGAAUAGCCGUCCAUCUCACUGUACCUUUACCUGAGGUGUCUUAUGCUGGAUUCAUGGGGCAGAAAGUCAUUUUUACAGUCACCUUGAAUGAAACAAUCCCAUCUCCUGACCAUGUUCUGCAGUAA
This is a messenger RNA of Sinocyclocheilus anshuiensis, 1746 nucleotides long. It is a transcript of the gene slc47a5, whose product is annotated as multidrug and toxin extrusion protein 1. NCBI's taxonomy places the organism in Eukaryota, Metazoa, Chordata, Actinopteri, Cypriniformes, Cyprinidae. Bases 1 to 1746 code for a protein of 581 amino acids. Gene Ontology annotation, cellular component: membrane. The record is from RefSeq and is a predicted model, not a curated record. Gene Ontology annotation, biological process: xenobiotic detoxification by transmembrane export across the plasma membrane. Gene Ontology annotation, molecular function: xenobiotic transmembrane transporter activity; antiporter activity. The transcript is spliced from 18 exons.